UACAUUAUAUCAGCUGACUUCACAAAUCUACAUCACGUUGAGUGUGUUAUUCGCUCUGUUAAAAGCAUCAAUCAACGACGACAGACGAUUAAAAUCAUCUUGUUUAUUCUCCAUAUUCUUGAAGAGUGGUUCGUGGAGUUAUCACAGCGUAAGGCUAACUGUCACAGUUCAAAGAAUGGGACACAUAUUUUCUAAGAAGCCUACCAGUAAAGUGACGGAGCAAGAUAAGGCCGUACUGCAACUAAAAACAACAAGAGACAGGAUUCGACAGUAUCAGAAGCGUUCCGAAACCAAUCUUGAGAAGGAUAGACAGCUUGCAAAGCAGUUACUGCAAAAUGGAAAGAAAGAGAGAGCAAAGUUAUUGCUCAGAAAGAAGAAAUUCAUUGAAGAACAGCUUAAUAAAACAGAUGGAACCCUUGAAAAUAUUGAGAGGAUGAUACAAGACUUAGAAUUUGCUCAAAUAGAAAUGAAGGUGGUUGACAGCUUGAAGGUUGGCAAUGAAUCUCUGAAACAAAUUAAUCAGAUGUUGAAUAUAGAAGAUAUUGAGAGAAUUUUGGACGAAACUGAAGAGGCUGCUGAAAAACAGAGGGAGAUAUCAGCCUUGUUGGGUGGCGGAGCCUUAACUGAUGAAGAUGAGUCAGCAGUUGAAGAAGAACUUGAUGCCCUUAUUGCUGAUGCUGUUCAGAAACAGUUGCCAGAUGCUCCCACAGCAGCAGAUAAUCCAGAAGUGGAAUUGCCAGAUGUUCCAGAAACACUGCCAGCUGUUGAAGAGGAAAAGGAAAAAAGCAAAGAGAGAGUUGCAGUUGCAGCAUCGUAGUAAGAUAUAAUGAAUAAUAGCCUUUGAUUGAAUAUUGGUGGUGUCAUAUUAAGAAUUGUUGCCUUAGGUGGAAUGUGUAGCAUGAUCAAGUUUUUGUCAUUCAUUUGUCAAUUUGAAAAUUGUGUAAGCAUCUUAAUUGUGUAGCAUUAUGUAUUUCAUGCUAUAAUGAAGACUUGAACAUGUUGGUGAGCAUUCUUGAGCUAUUGUGCAUGUUGUGAUACAUUCUGAUCUAAAAGAUGGGCAUCAGUUUUAAAAGAAACUUACAACAUAGAGAUUCUAUUUUGUAUGCGAAAUCGAGUUAACUAGUUCAUUGAUGGCAGUGUAAUCCGUCUUUUCUAUUACAGCUCUUGUAAUAGGCUUGCUAUGCAUAAGUGGUUGGAAAAUUUUGAAAGUAAGCUUAAUAAUUAAAACAGUAUGCUAGUAUGGAAAUAGUCUGUUAAUGCUUGCUUUUAUAACUAAAGUGUCAGUUUUCAUACAUCUAACAACUGUUAGAGUGAAAAUUAUGUUAAUUGUAGUCAUUUUUUUCAUUUUUGUAGGUAUUGUAAGGAAAACAAAACUUAUCAUGGACUUUGCAGUGGUUUAGAAUUUGCAUAGCUAUAACAACUGAACAGUGGCUGUGACACUUACUACUUUGUUGAUAGCUUUCAUAAGUGGUAGCUAGAAGACACUUUGUUAAUGUCUUUCAUGGAGACAGGAGGUAAACAGACUUUUCAUAGGCUUAUGAUAUCAAGGUUUCAAAUACUUUUUCCAGUAUUACAAUUUUUAUUUAUUAAAAUCUUUACUCUUAGUUAUAUCUGCUGCUUUUAUUGCUGCGUUUAACAUUAUAUGAAAUUUAUCAUAGUAAGCCUAUUAUAAUGGUGUAAACAGUAGCUUUUAUUGAAUUUUUGGUACAACAAGAUAAAUGUACCUAGUAAAGAAAAAUUAAGGUUCCUUUUUAAGUUUAGAUAAGUAAUAAUGUGCUAUUUUCAUGUUUCAAAUAAAUUACUGAUGUGUCUUUUGAAUAAUUUGGCACCAUUGUACAGUUAUGCUUAGAACUGAUGCUACAUGACUGCAUAGGAUUUCGUUCAAAAUUCACUAACUGGCAGUCUAACACGCUCCAUAUUUAUCUAUUAUUUCAAUGCAAAAACACGAAUAUUGCAUACAAUAAGACCAUAACAUGUUCCAUAAGAGUGAAUUCUGUCAUAUAUUUCAAAACUUUAAGAAAAUGUCACAUGUAGCCAAAUUUGAGAAAAAAACAAUUAUGAAACUUUUCCAAAACUUUUGUUCACUCAUAGCUGAUGCAUUUGACCAAAGAGAAGUUGUCAUCAAACCUCAGUUUGGUUAAAUAAAA
Molecule: messenger RNA, 2147 nt
Organism: Macrobrachium nipponense
Lineage: Eukaryota; Metazoa; Arthropoda; Malacostraca; Decapoda; Palaemonidae
Gene: Vps20
Product: charged multivesicular body protein 6-A-like
Exons: 6
Coding region: 176-817 (213 amino acids)
Biological process (GO): late endosome to vacuole transport via multivesicular body sorting pathway; vesicle budding from membrane
Cellular component (GO): ESCRT III complex; multivesicular body
Source: RefSeq, a predicted model, not a curated record